CGUCCACCCUGUGAAUAAGCUCAACAGGCAGCACUUCCGGUCGUUACGAGGCUAGCAGUAGCAGAACAUGUCGGCUUCGUUCGCUUCGUUAACAAACCGUUGGUCGGUUCUGUGCUCGCUUCGCCUCUCUCCGCCGGUACCGAGGAGUCUCCCGGGGACGACUCACCGGGGGAGGUGUCCCGCCGGCGGCAGGUGGAUGUCUCAAACAGGAGAAAACCUGCGACCACUGGAGGGCGUGAGAGUGUUAGACCUGACGAGAGUUCUGGCUGGUCCCUUCGCCACCAUGAUCCUGGGAGAUCUGGGUGCUGAGGUCAUCAAAGUGGAAAGACCAGGAGCAGGUGAUGACACCAGAGUCUGGGGUCCUCCAUUCAUCUCUUCAGAGAGCGUCUACUUCCUGAGCGUCAACAGAAACAAAAAGAGUAUCGCUGUUGACCUGAAACAUCCACGAGGAGCCAAGAUUAUCAAAGAGCUGACUGCAGUGUGUGAUGUGUUGGUAGAAAACUUCCUCCCCGGGAAACUGCAGCAGUUGAAUUUAGGGUUUGAGCAGCUGAGCAAAGUGAAUCCUCAGAUCAUCUUCUGCUCCAUCUCAGGUUAUGGACAGACAGGUCCUCGGUCUCAGAGUCCAGGCUACGACUCCAUCGCCUCUGCUGUGUCAGGGAUGAUGCACAUCACUGGGCCAGAGGGCGGUGAGCCGGUGCGUCCAGGUGUUGCUAUGACGGACCUGGCGACGGGGCUGUACGCACACGGAGCCAUAAUGGCUGGACUGCUGCAGAGACAAAAGACGGGGAGAGGAAUUCACAUUGACUGCAACCUGCUGUCCUCACAGGUUUCCUGUCUCAGCCACAUCGCUGCUAACUACCUGAACGCAGGGAAGGAGGCGAGGCGCUGGGGGACGGCCCACGAGAGCAUCGUACCUUACCAGGGCUUUGAAACCAAAGACGGACACAUUGUCGUUGCUGCAGGAAACGACAAACAGUUUGUCAAAGUCUGUGAGGUUUUGGAGCUGAUUGAGCUGAACGAGGAUCAAAGAUACAAAACUAACAAACUGAGAGUACAGAACCGAAAAGAACUGCUACACACACUGUCCCAGAGAUUCCUGCAGAAGAACACAGCGGAUUGGCUGAGGAGUUUUGAGGGCUCCGGUGUUCCUGUUGGACCAAUCAACAGCAUCCAGGAAGUGUUUUCUGACCCUCAGGUGAAACACAACGAUCUCAUACAGGAAAUGAAUCAUCCAACAGCAGGACGCAUCAGUGUGCCCGGUCCGGCGGUUCGAUUCAGCAGCUUCACCCCAGGUGGACCGACGCCCCCUCCGCUGAUUGGUCAGCACACUGUGCAGGUGCUGCGGGACACCCUGUCCUACAGUGAUGACAUCAUCAAAGUGCUGCUGGAGUGCAAGGCAGUGGUCCAGAACAAGGUGUUCUGAUGAAUGUGAAUCACUAAACCUUGAAUUAUUUUAUUUUAACGUUUUUACUCAUAUUUUUUUACGUUUCUUUGACAACAUUUUAUAAGAUUGAUUGAUUGUGAUUUUUUGCUUAAGUCUGAAGUUCUGAGAAACCAGAAAUUUCAUUAAACUACAUAAAACUACAUAAACCUGGUAAAGAAAUCAUACAAAUGUUUUAGGUGAAAAAAUCAACAUCUAUUGAUCAGUUAUCAGUAGCUGUUGGACUUUUUCUGGUCGGGUCAUCACUGUGUGCGGGCGUCCGUCCUGUACCUCCCUGUGGGGGGGCGGGGCCUUACAGACGUCAUCUCCAGGACUGCUGCUUGCAGACUGCAGGCAGCUCAGCGGCUGCUGUCUGGCUCCUGUCUGCUGGUAGGUUGAAGCCCGGCUGCUGUUCUGGAGGGCCGGACGACUCAGCUACAAUAAACAGCUGUUCCUGAUGAGGUCCCCUCAACGCAAACUGACUGGACUUACACCAUUUUACAGUUCCAUGAUUGAUGCCUGGAGGACUCUGAGCUCCAUUAGACCUCCUGACCCCAGGCCUGGGAUGUGGCUGUUUGAGGAGCCUCUGUUUGACAAUGUUUUCUUGUCUGACUCCGGUUUCUUCUUCAGCUACAGUAAAAAACAAAUUCACUGAGGCAGGUAUAGUGAAGCUGGGUCACCUUACGAGGACGUCACUCGAGAGGCUGGCUGAGGUGACGGACAUGCGGUCAACCAGAGUGCUGCGGAGCCUGGUGGACGAGGUGUGGCGGUCACUGCCUGAGCCUCUCCGGGACCUCCGCUCAGAACCAAAGUCUGGCUGACCAGUGGAGUGAAGGACAGGAACAUGUCUUUCCUACCCUGAGUGUGAGUCCUGCUGUGGGGGAGUGGAGAGAAGAGAGCGGCCGACUGUUAUCCCUAAAGACUCCAGGGAACAUUCAGCUCCUGUGGAGGGAAGCAGCUCUACGGCAGCUGUGUGAAGGUUCUGAACUACCGCUCUCUUACAGGAGUCAGGGAGUCCAGAUGGACUGAGGGUUUUGGCUCUGACUCUUCCCCUAGUGGCAGCUGGCGGGUCCUGUAUAAGCCUCCUGUGGAGAAACGGAUGGCUGACAUCCAAUGGAGGAUUAUACAUGGAGCUAUAGCUACAAACAGAUGCAGAGCUCACCUGGACCCAAGCACUGGGGGGGAGACCUUAGAGCAUUUAGUGGUGUCCUGUCGCCGGCUGGCUAAUCUCUUUAAGCUACUACAGGAGAAGGUGGACAAACUCUGGUCUUCAUUAACUUUAUCUUUGCAAGUGCAAAACUGGCUAUUUGGAAAAGUCACUAAAAUCAAAUGGUUUGAGAAGGUUGGACUGAUCCACUCUUCUGUCUGAGGGGUUUGAUGUGUCCUUCAGACUGACUGAUGAUGGUUUCCAGUAUUGGACAGGUCCUGUGUCACUGGGGGAGAACCACUCACUGAUUUAAACUUUUAGCAGUUUAAUUCUAGUGUUUGUGUGUGAGUAUAAAAUUAUUAUUGACAAUAUGUCAUAAAUAAAGUUGUUUGAAAGUCUUA
Hippoglossus stenolepis (Pacific halibut) is the source of this 2968-nucleotide messenger RNA. RefSeq names its product succinyl-CoA:glutarate-CoA transferase (gene sugct). The transcript has 14 exons. Bases 68 to 1423 code for a protein of 451 amino acids. Gene Ontology annotation, molecular function: catalytic activity. The record is from RefSeq and is a predicted model, not a curated record. NCBI's taxonomy places the organism in Eukaryota, Metazoa, Chordata, Actinopteri, Pleuronectiformes, Pleuronectidae.